AUGCGCGAUGUUUUUCAGAUGCACUUCCGCAAUGCCUCCAAGAAUGAAGUCGAGUACGAAGCUCUGUUGCAUGGCAUGCGGAUGGCAAAAGCGUGCGGCGCCACUCGCCUAAUGAUCUAUGGUGACUCCAACUUGGUUGUGAAGCAAACAAUGAAGACCUGUGACGCAAUAUCAGACACCAUGAUCGCCUACCGUGAUAUGUACAACACAUUGGAGGGUAAUUUUGAUGGUUGUGAGCUCGUGCAUGUCAGCCGAGCCAGUAAUGAAGAGGCUAAUCAUCUGGCCAACCUGGGUUCCACACGGGCAGCAGUUACGCCUGGCGUUUUUCUGGAGACCAUCCAUCAGCGAAGCAUUAAAGAUAAGAGCGCGACAAUUUCAGUCAAAAAGUCGCCCAACUCAGAUCCCACAGCCGAUUCAGCAAUUUCACCUGACAACCCCGCAAAUGAGCAAGCAGCAGCCGGCGUAGUCGAAGUCCUGGCAAUUGAACCAACAUGGAUCAAACCUUUACUCGUAUACAUGCUCCGGCAGGAGUUGCUAGAGGAUACAACCGAAGCUAGAAGGAUUAUGCGGCGAUCGAAAGCUUUCACAGUAAUCAACAACGAGUUGUACAAGCACAACGUCUCCGGUAUUUUUCAGAGAUGUAUCUCACCAGAAGAAGGACAUGAUAUCCUCCUAGAUAUCCAUCAGGGCACGUGCGGGCAUUAUGUCGGAAGCAAGACAAUCACCGCCAAAGCCUUCAGAGCUGGAUUCUACUGGCCCACGGCCCUACUCGAUGCCCAGGCUAUCGUCAACAAAUGCGAGGCAUGUGAGAUGUUCGCCACGAAGCCGCAUGCCCCAGCAUCCGAACUCAAGACAAUUCCCAUCGUUUGGCCUUUUGCGCAAUGGGGACUCGAUAUGGUAGGCCCGCUGAGGAAGUCGCGUCAUGGAGGACACCGCUUUCUGCUAGUCGCGAUUGACAAAUUUUCAAAGUGGAUCGAAGCCAUGCCAAUUGGAAGUGCCACAUCCGCAACGGCUAUUCAAUUCUUCAGGUCUAUCGUUUUCCAUUUUGGCGUUCCUCACAGUAUCAUCACAGACAAUGGAAGCAACUUCAAAGCAGCCGACUUUCAAGACUUCUGCGAGCAGAUGGGGAUCCGAAUCAACUAUGCUGCAGUCGUGCACCCGCAGACAAAUGGCCAAGUCGAAAAGGCCAACGGUCUACACACCGAAGGCAUGCGGGAAAGUUCACCCAUUUCUUCAUGGUGUAUGGAGCAGAAGCAGUACUGCCAUCCGAAGUAA
Brachypodium distachyon (stiff brome) is the source of this 1275-nucleotide messenger RNA. RefSeq lists its product as uncharacterized. Gene Ontology annotation, molecular function: RNA-DNA hybrid ribonuclease activity; nucleic acid binding. The record is from RefSeq and is a predicted model, not a curated record. The transcript has 2 exons. Gene Ontology annotation, biological process: DNA integration. Bases 1 to 1275 code for a protein of 424 amino acids. Lineage: Eukaryota; Viridiplantae; Streptophyta; Magnoliopsida; Poales; Poaceae.